Ambispora gerdemannii is the source of this 3561-nucleotide messenger RNA. The record is from the annotation of a GenBank genome assembly. Lineage: Eukaryota; Fungi; Glomeromycota; Glomeromycetes; Archaeosporales; Ambisporaceae.
AUGUUUCUCUACAACCUUUCAUUACAAGCACCAACAGCCAUAAACGUGGCUGUGGUGGGUCAUUUUUCUGGUACAAAGCAACAAGAAAUUGUCGUAUCAAGAAUAACUCGGCUAGAACUUUUGCGAGCUGACCAAAACACGGGUAAAAUGCAAGUAUUAUUAACGCAUGACGUGUUUGGUAUAAUAAGAUCUUUGACACCGUUUAGAUUGACUGGUGGAUCAAAAGAUUACAUCAUUGUCGGCUCCGAUUCCGGACGAAUUGUAAUUCUGGAGUAUAAUCCCGCGAGAAAUAAAUUUGAAAAAGUUCAUCAAGAGACAUUCGGAAAGUCUGGUUGUCGGCGUAUUGUUCCUGGACAAUAUUUGGCUGUAGAUCCUAAAGGAAGAUCUGUUAUGAUUGGUGCUAUUGAAAAACAAAAGCUUGUCUACAUUUUGAACCGAGAUUCUGCUGCGAAUCUCACAAUUUCAUCACCACUCGAAGCUCAUAAAUCCCAUACAUUAGUGCAUCAUUGCAUAGGAUUAGAUGUUGGUUAUGAGAAUCCAGUGUUUGCGUGUUUGGAAGUUGAUUAUUCAGAAGCAGAUCUUGAUCCAACAGGAGAAGCUUUUAAUAAUACGGAAAAGAUGUUAACAUAUUACGAACUUGAUCUUGGCCUCAAUCACGUGGUCAGAAAAUGGAUUCCUGGUGGCAAUGAUGGACCCUCCGGAGUAUUAGUCUGCACCGAGAACUUUAUUUCAUACAAACACCAACGUGUCGAAGAACUACGUGUUCCAAUCCCACGACGCAGAAACCCUCUCGAAGAUAAAUCACGUGGACUUAUUAUUGUAGCCGGCGUAAUGCAUAAAAUGAAAGGUGUCUUCUUCUUUUUGCUUCAAAGUGAAGAAGGUGAUAUAUAUAAAGUCACCCUUGAUUAUGAAGACGAUAAGGUGAACGCCAUUAAAAUAAAGUAUUUUGAUUCCGUGCCUGUGGCGGCUUCGUUGUGUAUACUUAGGGCUGGAUUCUUAUUUGUAGCGGCCGAAUUCGGAAAUCAUCGAUUAUAUUCUUUUACAAGUCUCGGUGAUGAUAAUGAUGAACCUGAAUGGUCGAGUGAAGAUUUCAUCGAUGCUGGUCGCGAUAUGGCUCCUGUUUAUUUUACUCCGCGAGAACUGCAAAACUUGGAGCGUGCUGAUGAAUCGGAAAGUUUGAAUCCUUUGAUUGAUGCAAAGGUGUUGAAUCUCACUGACGAUGAUACGCCACAAUUGUAUGCUUUAUGUGGAAGAGGCGCCGGAUCUUCAUUUCGAAUAUUGAAACAUGGAUUAGAGGUAUCAGAAAUGGCGGUAUCCGAGUUGCCUGGCAACCCAAACGCUGUAUGGACAACUAAACUAAGAGCGGAUGAUUUAUUUGAUGCAUAUAUUAUCGUUUCGUUUGUAAACGCUACCUUGGUAUUAUCAAUCGGGGAAACUGUGGAAGAAGUUACUGACACUGGAUUUUUAUCUACAACACCAACAUUGGAUGUUCAUCAAUUGGGUGAUGACGCUUUAUUACAGAUAUACCCACAAGGAAUUCGACAUAUUCGUGCUGAUCGACGUGUAAAUGAAUGGAAAACACCCGGUAACAGAGCUAUUAUCAAAGCAACCACUAAUAAACGACAAGUUGUGAUAGCUCUUACGGGUGGGGAGUUAGUUUAUUUUGAGCUGGAUGCCCAAGGACAAUUAAAUGAAUAUCAAGAUCGUAAAGAGAUGGGCGCAAAUGUUUCUUGUCUGAGUAUCGGUGAAGUUCCCGAAGGAAGACAGCGAUCACGUUUCUUGGCCGUUGGAUGUGAUGAUCAUACUGUCAGAAUACUUUCACUUGAUCCCGACAAUACACUGGAUGUGCUUAGUACACAGGCUCUAAAUGCUCCACCAUAUUCUUUGUCGAUUAUCGAGAUGAUGGAUAUUGGAACAGAUUCGAUACAUGGGACUCUUUACUUAAAUAUCGGAUUACUAAAUGGUGUAUUAUUACGAACGGUAUUAGAUACAGUUACUGGUGAUUUGACAGAUACUCGACAAAGAUUUCUUGGAGCUCGCCCCGUAAAACUAUUUCAAGUGACUAUUCAAGGAAAUCCUGCUGUAUUGGCAUUAUCUAGUCGUCCUUGGCUCAGCUAUACAUUCCAAUCACGUCUUCAUCUUACCCCACUUUCCUACGACUCGCUAGAAUUCGGAUCAAAUUUCACUUCGCCACAAGUGCCCGAAGGAAUAGUCGCCAUCUCAUCAAACACGCUUCGAAUUUUUGCAGUAGAAAAGCUAGGCACUGUCUUUAAUCAGGCUUCCAUCCCGCUUAAAUACACCCCGCGACAUUUUGUUCUACACCUACCCUCGAGGAAUUUUGUUAUUCUUGAGACAGAACAUAAUACAUUUUCUCCCUCGGAAAAAAAGAAAGCGUUGGAUGCGAAAAUUAGUCAGGGAGUUGCUUUUGAUCCGGCUAUUGUAGAUUUACCGCCGGAGAUAUUUGGCUUGCCAAAGUCAGAGCCUGGAAAAUGGGCCUCGUGUAUUAGAGUCUUAAAUCCUUUCAAGGGCAUUACCAUGUCUCUCAUUGAACUUGAAGAAAAUGAAGCGGCUUUCAGUAUUGCUACUGUGAAUUUUCACAAUCAAAAUAAUGAACUAUUUCUUGUAGUUGGCACCGCCAAAGACGCUAAUCUCGCACCAAGAACAUGUUCAUCUGGAUUUUUACAUGUAUACCGUUUUGUAGAUGAAGGAAAUGCGUUAGAAUUAGUGCACAAGACUCCUUGUGAUGAUAUACCAAUGGCAUUACUCGGAUUUCAAGGUAGGCUUCUUGCUGGUGUUGGGAAAGCUCUUAGGAUAUAUGACUUUGGAAAACGCAAGUUAUUGCGUAAGUGUGAAUCAAAGGCCAUCCCUAAUUGUGUUGUUGAUUUACAUACGCAAGGAAAUCGCAUAAUCAUAAGUGAUAUGCAAGAAUCUGUUCAUUAUGCCUCGUAUAGACUACACGAUAACCGCAUUAUUAUAUUUGCUGAUGACACGACGCAACGAUGGAUUACAACCACCACCAUGAUAGACUAUGAUACAUUAGCAAGCGGUGAUAAAUUUGGUAAUUUUUUCGUUGAUCGUUUGCCAUCAGAGACUAGCGAAGAAGUAGACGAGGAUCCUACCGGGAACAAAAUCAUGUACGAGAAAGGAUAUUUAAUGGGUGCUCCACAUAAGGUUGCGUUGAUCGCACACUAUCAUGUUGGAGAUCUUAUAGUGUCUCUUCAUCGAACCACUCUUGUCGCAGGUGGUCGAGAAAUUCUAGUGUAUACAGGCUUGAUGGGGAGUAUAGGUGUCUUUGUCCCAUUUAUAACACGCGAAGAUGUUGAAUUUUUCCAAACUCUGGAAAUGCACAUGCGUAAUGAAGCACCACCUUUAGCGGGUCGUGAUCAUUUGCAGUAUCGAAGCUUUUAUACCCCCGUGAAAAGCGUGAUAGAUGGCGAUUUAUGUGAACAAUAUAAUCUUUUGCCCAUGGAAAAAAAGAAAAUGAUUGCAGCAGAAUUUGAUCGACAACCUUCCGAGAUACAAAAAAAGAUCGAGGAUAUGAGAGUUAUGGCGGCGUUUUGA